Messenger RNA from Umbelopsis ramanniana AG, 2818 nucleotides. RefSeq lists its product as uncharacterized. Gene Ontology annotation, molecular function: voltage-gated chloride channel activity. Gene Ontology annotation, biological process: chloride transport; transmembrane transport. The transcript is spliced from 9 exons. Gene Ontology annotation, cellular component: early endosome; membrane; Golgi apparatus. The coding region runs from base 127 to 2700 and encodes 857 amino acids. Lineage: Eukaryota; Fungi; Mucoromycota; Umbelopsidomycetes; Umbelopsidales; Umbelopsidaceae. The record is from RefSeq and is a predicted model, not a curated record.
CCCGCGAGGUCAACCAAUAUUGUGUGAUGGUCAUGGGAACACACAGGGCCAAUCAGGUCGAAAGUAUAAAAAAUAUAAAAUUGCUAUUGAGAAGGGGUUACUGUUCGUUCUUUAUUUUUUCAUUCCAUGCCAGAUGAAACAACCCCAAUCUUGCAUCACGUCCGUAGGCGUACCACGGGUAACACUGAUUACGACUCUCUGAAUGACUCGGGCCGACCUUCCCGUCAAGAUUCUCGGGUGUUACAAUCAAGACGAUCUUCAUUCCACUUCAUGAAGAGACGGACAGGAGCUUAUGACGAAGACUCUCAAGGCCUUAUCAACGAGAACACUGGUAUUAGAGUGUGGUAUGAAAAUUACUCCAGUAUAGAUUGGAUCCACGAUCACAUUAAGGAAAAGUUGCGGCUGCGAAAGCUGAGAUCACUGCGUGGCGUUAGGGGCUAUAUGAAAAAUAUGUUUGACGGUGCACAAGCUUGGAUUCUAGUGACCAUCAUUGGACUGGUUGUAGCCGUCAUGGCCUGGCUCAUCGACAUCAUUCAAGAACUUUUGACGGAUUGGAAAGAUGGUUUUUGUGUUGAAACCUGGCGCUAUAAUCACAAAUUUUGCUGCUGGGGUAAAGAAGAGUAUGAAGCAUGUCCAGCUUGGCAAUCUUGGGCUGAUAUAUUGGAUGCGCAAUCACAUGAACGUCGAUACUAUGCAGCUAUGGGCAUGUAUCUAUUGUUUGGGCUUGUUUUUUGUGGUGCAGCUGCUCUCUUGGUCAAAUACUCCGCUGAACGUGUGACUUCCCGUGUGCCUGCAGUUGCACCUACACACCGCUCAUUCUCUCGUACUUCCUCGACGCUUUUACCACCACAUGAAAACUUCGAUCAUGAAAACACUGCCGCCAAGUCGCAAGCAUCACCCUUGAUCAUUACCAAAACAAAAAUGGCCUAUUAUUGUGCCGGAUCUGGUAUUCCUGAAGUCAAGGUCAUUCUAGGUGGUUUCGUCAUCAAAGGAUUUUUGGGUAUAAAGACCUUAUUUGUCAAGAGCGUUGGUCUGAUUUUGUCAACGUCGUCUGGUCUCAACUGUGGUAAAGAAGGGCCAUUCGUCCAUAUCGGAUGCUGUGUAGGAAAUAUUGCGUGCAGAUUGUUCAACAAGUUCAACAAAAAUGAGGGCAAACGUAGAGAGAUACUAUCAGCAUCCGCUGCUGCGGGUGUAUCAGUAGCAUUUGGCGCUCCCAUUGGUGGCGUAUUGUUCAGUCUGGAAGAAGUGAGCUACUACUUUCCCAUCAAAACUAUGAUCCGUAGCUAUUUCUGUGCUCUAGUGGCUGCUAUGUUUUUGAAGAUUCUAAACCCAUUCGGCACUGGAAAGAUUGUAAUGUUCCAAGUUCGAUAUGACAAGGAAUAUCAUAUCUUUGAGUUGUUCGGAUUUGUUCUAUGUGGUAUUUUUGGUGGUUUGAUGGGCGCUUUGUUUUCAUACUGCAACAUUCGCUAUCAACGACUCCGCAAGACUACGAUUAUAGGAAAAUACCCAGUCUUAGAAGCUCUUGGCAUCAUGGCUAUGACCGUUCUCGUCAGCUUUUGGAGCCCUUACGCUCGCAUGUCUUUGACCGAAUUCGUCACUAAUCUGUUUUCCGAGUGUCUGCCCAAAGAUGAUAACGAAGGACUGUGUGCAAAAACGGCAAGCGAAAUUCCACCCUUAGUGUUCCUCCUUUUGUCAACGCUGGUCAUCAAGUUGUUCCUGAGCAUAAUUACGUUCGGUAUUCGCGUUCCAGGAGGUGUCUUUUUACCGUCUUUGGCUAUUGGAGCCAUCUUUGGCCGUGCCAUCGGUUUGGUGAUGCAAUAUUUGACACUGGAGUACCACGACAAUUGGAUCUUUGCAGCUUGCCCAGCGGAUUUUGAAACUCAUGGGCGUUGUGUUAUACCCGGCGUUUAUGCUAUGGUUGGAGCCGCCGCUAGUCUGGCAGGCGUUACUAGGACCACUGUCUCCUUGGUGGUCAUUAUGUUCGAGUUGACCCAUUCUCUAACCUACGCUGUGCCAAUUAUGGCAGCAGUGAUGAUUGCCAAGUGGGUGGCAGAUGCUUUCUUCCCCAGCGGUAUAUACGACCUUGUCAUUGAUCUGCAAGAAUACCCAUACUUAGAAUCAAAGCGAGAAUAUAUUCACAAAAGCGGCGUGUCAGAAUUGACUGAAUACCUGGAAACCAUUGAUAUCGAGAAACCAUCUACAGUGAAUGACUUGCGCAAGGCAACAGAAAGACUCGAAGCCCUUGGCUAUGCAGAAGACGGCGGCUUUCCUAUUGUUACAGAGGAGUGUACUCUGGUUGGAUAUAUUGCAUGCAGUGAACUUCUUCACGCUAUUGAUGUCGUCACCAAGCGUACACCGGACGGUGGCGAAGGCAAUAUUAAAUGCAAUUUCAAGAGGACGACUGCCGACGAGUUUUCAUCUACUCCAAUGACAUUGAGCACCAGUGGAAGUGCCAUUUUCACUGAAAAUGGAACCGAGCUGCAGAAACUUGGUGACUUUUCACAAUAUGUCGAUCAGGCGCCACUAACCGUUAAUCAACAUGCUUCGGUCGAACUUGUCAUGGAGUUGUUCAUCAAGCUUGGUGUUCGCUAUGUUUGCGUAACCAAUCCAUCUGGAAAAUAUCUAGGAAUUAUACACAAGAGAAGGCUACUUGCUUACCUGAAAGAACUUGAGGAAGAAGAGAGUGAUGAAGAUGAUUAAAUAGAUAGACUCAAUUCGAAGAGAAUUUGUACAGAACCCAUCAUUAUUUUUCCAUUGUAUAAUUUUCACAACAAGAGAGAAAAGCAAUAAAAUAAAAGCAUAAAAAUAAUGAGAGUAA